CCUCCCCGCCGCCGCCGGACGCAGCCGCCGCCGCAGCAGCCAUGGGCGCGUACAAGUUCGUCUCGGAGCUAUGGAGGAGGAAGCAGUCCGACGUGAUGAGGUUCGUGCAGCGCGUGCGUUGCUGGGAGUACAGGCAGCAGCCGGCGAUCGUCCGCAUCACCAGGCCCACCCGCCCCGACAGGGCUCGCCGUCUCGGCUUCAAGGCCAAGCAGGGGUAUGUGGUCUACCGUAUCCGUGUCAGGCGUGGUGGCAGGAAGAGGCCAGUGCCCAAGGGUAUCGUCUAUGGUAAGCCCAAGCACCAGGGUAUUACCCAGCUCAAGUUCCAGCGCAACAAGAGGUCUGUUGCUGAAGAAAGAGCUGGACGCAGGCUGGGGGGUCUUCGCGUCCUGAACUCCUACUGGGUGAACGAGGAUUCCACCUACAAGUACUUUGAGGUCAUCCUUGUUGACGUUGCACACAGCGCUGUCCGCAACGACCCAAGGAUCAACUGGCUCUGCAACCCUGUGCACAAGCACCGUGAGCUGCGUGGUCUCACCUCUGCUGGCAAGAAGUUCCGUGGUCUGCGCGGAAAGGGUACCCGCCACCACAAGAACAGGCCCUCAAGGAGAGCCACCUGGAAGAAGAACCAGACCGUCUCCCUCCGCCGCUACCGUUAAGCCUAUGUGCUUUGCUGUUCUGUCUCUGUGGAAUCUGUCCUAUCCAGACCUUGAUAGUAUCUGUUUGAGCCAGUCAAUUUUUGCUACCUUCGUUCUGAGACUCCUUGAGCGUUGUUGAACUAUUUGCUAUUUGUCUGUGUUACUGGAUGAUGAAAUGGUUUAGUGUUAUAAGAUUGUGUGCAAUGGUUGCUUUUA
Messenger RNA from Lolium rigidum, 851 nucleotides. RefSeq names its product 60S ribosomal protein L15-2-like. The coding region runs from base 42 to 656 and encodes 204 amino acids. The record is from RefSeq and is a predicted model, not a curated record. Lineage: Eukaryota; Viridiplantae; Streptophyta; Magnoliopsida; Poales; Poaceae. Gene Ontology annotation, biological process: cytoplasmic translation. Gene Ontology annotation, molecular function: structural constituent of ribosome; RNA binding. The transcript is spliced from 4 exons. Gene Ontology annotation, cellular component: cytosolic large ribosomal subunit; ribosome.